GUUAAAAUUUCCAAAAACAACAAUAAGACAGGAUGGAUGUUUUUCCUUUGUGAUCUGUUGUCUUGAAGAAAUCUUUUCUCCUGAGAUGUUCCUCAUGGAAACUGUUUGGAAAAGAAGAGAGUCAAGAAGAACAACAGGUUCCUAUAUGACCCUGUAAGUUCAUGUAGGAAGUUAUCACUUCCUACAUGAAUCUUCCUCAUGCGAUGUGAGAAAUGGCGCAGAUUCUCACACUUCUUUUUCAUCUGUUUCUAAUCUACACACUUCAAAUUCAAGGUUCCUCUGCAGUGACUGAUGUAUUUGUGAAAACUGGAGAUGAUUUAAUUCUUAAUCUCACAGAAGCUGAAAUUCCACCAAAUUCUCGCAUUUGUUUAUGGCAAUUUAAAGAUGAUAUACUGGUAGAGUUUUCACUUGGUUCCCAACCAAAUAUUGUUAACAAUCGCUUUGGAAAAGUUGAAGUUAUAGAAAAAAGUUACAGUGUGAAAUUAAAGGAUGUACAGAAGUCACACAGUGGUAUUUAUACUGCAAAGGUAGUAUCACCUAAAGAGCAAAUACUGACUCAAUACAACGUUACAGUUCAAGAUCCAGUGUCUCCAGUUGAUCUCACCUUUACCUGCUCAUCCAGCUCCUCCUCCUAUAACCUGACAGCGACCUGCAGGACAGACAACAUCAGCAUCUCUCUGAGAUGUGAUUAUUUAUUCUGCAACAAGGAAGAAGCAGAGAGAAAUUUGGUCACCAAAUCUGGUUCUUCUCUUUAUAUCUACAAGUUGAAAGAGUCGGUUGUCUGUAGCCAUAGCAACCAGGUCAGCAAGGUUGAAUCCAAAGAAAACAUUGAGAAUCGCUGCCCUCCACCUAGAACUAAAAAGAGAAACAUUACAAUUAUUAACAUCACAAGAAUAAUCCUGGCUGCAUUACUGGUUGUAGUUUUCAUCUUAACCGUCGUUAUAAGAAAAUGUAAAAGGAAAACCAAACCAGAGGAAAUGAUGUACGAGUUUCCAGAGUGACACCAGGUGAACCAGACAAGCAGAAUCCUGUAGCAGGUUCUGCAGACGGGUCGUUCUGACUCAUGAAGUUUCUAACAUCGGAGGGACUGGAAACACCUCCGAACAAACGGAGGAAACCUGUUCACCGUCUCAUAAAUAUAAAUAUGAUGCUUUUGUAAAACUGUAAAUAUGCUUUGUGACAAAGAGGAUCCAUGAUGUCCAAGUUAAAAUAUCUAACAAGUUUGAGCAUCAUGAAUGUUAAACAUGGAUUCCCAGUGACAUCUGCUGGAUGAGUAGAGAAAUUACUGAGGAAAUAAAGUGACCCACAUUUUAAAAAGUACAAGAUUAUUAUUAAUACCCAAUAAAAUAUUUGAUUUGUUUUCAUGUCUUUUAAUGUUUUCUAUUCCUAUCUAUCCUUUGUGUUGUUGAUAAGGUGAUUUUCAUGUUUCUCCAUGCAGCAAAUAAAAUAUAAUU
Messenger RNA from Xiphophorus maculatus (southern platyfish), 1454 nucleotides. RefSeq lists its product as uncharacterized. The record is from RefSeq and is a predicted model, not a curated record. Bases 213 to 1001 code for a protein of 262 amino acids. Lineage: Eukaryota; Metazoa; Chordata; Actinopteri; Cyprinodontiformes; Poeciliidae. The transcript has 6 exons.